UGGUGAAAAAUACGAUGGGCGGUUAUUUCUGAUUCGUAAUUCGUAUUUCAAUUUAAUAUUUUGUGACAGUAGUGUUAUCUAUACAUGUUGUUGACUAUUGUUUUCGGCUGACUGCAAUUAACUUGACAGUAAGUUAUCCAUUCGGAUUUUAACAAAUUACAGGAAUAUUGUGUAGGUGAUUCUAAAAGAUUGCUGAAUGAUGACUACUAGGCAUACUACAGACAGGUCUUUGGUAUCUCGUUUAGACGAGAUUCGGAGACUUUCAGCUGCCUUAAACCAGUCUCCACUGGAAGAGUUCUUGCGCUUUGUCACCUCUCAAGAAGAGUGCCGUUUGAAGUGGUUUGAAUGUAUGCAAGAAAAUAGAGCCCUAAAGAAAUCACUAAAUGAAGCAAAGAAGGAAAUUAAUAACCUUGACUCGAGGUUAACCACUGCUCGGAAGCUGUUGGACCAAGAAAAGAACAUGAGGCACAAGGCAGAAGAAGAAAGAAUGAAAACAGAGCGCCAACUGCAGACAGUGAGGACUUUUCUGUCUGACACUCGCAAUCAUCUGCACGAUGAGACGAGAGAGAAGCUCAAGUUCCUAGACACCACCAGCAGGAGCCGCACAAGCUACGAUUGUAUGGAUCGGCUGAGCGCUAUUCAUGAACUUGACUCGACAGGGUCAAUACUUUCCGACCUGAGCUUCUCUCGCUCAGAAGAUGAUUUGGACGUGGAGUCUGUGUUGCGCAAGAGAAGGAGUUACAAGAAGAGCCGCGUGUCAGGCUACGAGGAGGUGCCUUCUGCCAAGAGAAGGCGGUCCCACGUACUUGAGAUGAAUGGGCGAGACGGAGCAGAACGCAUGGUGGCCACUACGACAGUGACGAUGGAACAUAACGGCUCACUACAGGCCAAGUCUCACAUUGAGACAAUCCCUGCACCACUGCUCAACCUCCCGACGGCUCCUUCACCCUCCCGCACUGGAUCCAUGGAGUCAGUGGAGUCCGGCCUGUCUGUAGACAACAACACAGGAUACACACAAGCCACUCCUCACCAGGUGGGAGUAUUGCUGAGUGGCUCCAACAAGCUGACCACUCGUCGCCACAACCUGGUCAGCAAGACCAUCAUACGGCCAGAGGACUGUGACGUCUGUCAGAAAAGAAUCAAGUUUGGCAACACUGUGAUGAAGUGCCAAAACUGCAGAUCCUCGUGUCACACUAUCUGCAAGGAUUUGUUGCCGCUACCCUGCAUUGAACCGGGAUCAACACCAAUUUCACACAAGAACAUGGGGGUGGUAGCUGAUUACGCACCUUCUACACCGCCCAUGGUGCCUGCACUGGUCGUACACUGCAUCAAGGAGAUAGAGACUCGAGGUCUCAACGAGCAUGGCAUAUACAGAGUCCCAGGGUCCGACAGGGAGGUCAGGGCACUCAAGGAGAAGUUCAUGAAGGGACGUGGUGUGCCGCGGCUCACGGAGCUGGACAUCCAUGUUAUCUGCGGCUGUCUCAAGGACUUCCUGCGCAAUCUGAAGGAGCCGCUGGUGACCCACGCACUGUGGUGGCAGUUCACUCGUGCGUCAGAGCUGCGAGACGUAGAGGAACGCAAGGCAGAGCUGUACCAAGCUGUAUCACAGCUGCCACAAGCCAACCGCGACACUCUUGCCUACCUGAUUUUGCACCUGCUGAGAGUGGCAGAGGCCAAAGAGGCAAACAAGAUGACAGUGAGUAACCUAGCUACAAUUUUAGGACCCACCGUGGUUGGCUACCCUUCUGAGUACAAUGCUAGCGAGACGUACAGUCAGACUGCUAAAGCCAAACUGGUUUUGGAACAGCUGUUGUCUGUCCCUGCAGAGUAUUGGUAUCGUGUGUUGCCCACUGCCAGCUCUAGUAUCUACAGCACACCUCUGGCAGAGCCUCCGCGCAACUUCCGCACACCUUCUACCAGGAGUUUCAAGAAGUUGUUUGAUACACCGGCUCAUUGAGAACAUUAUGAACAAUAUUUUUUUGUACUUAAAGAAUUAUGAUUUAUUAUUUUGUAUACUCUACUUAGAUAUGAUGAUACUGUAUUUUUAUAAAGUUAAAUAGUUAUUAGCUGUUAUUGGUGUAUAAUAAUGACUCUAAAGAGUGUAAAUUUCGAUUUGUUAAAUUUGAAAGCCCAUAUCGAACCAUAUUUAGUAUUACCUUCAAGUUGUAGUAUUGAUUUAAUAUUUACUUUUCUGAACUAACGUUACAUUAUUGUUGCAAUUUAUUGUUGAAGAGGGAUUUACUUUGUUGGACACAAUUGGUUGGAUUAUGAAAGCGCACUAAACUGGGUUAUUUAUUACUACCAAACAAAAUAACAU
Messenger RNA from Macrosteles quadrilineatus (aster leafhopper), 2317 nucleotides. RefSeq names its product rac GTPase-activating protein 1 (gene tum). The transcript is spliced from 13 exons. Lineage: Eukaryota; Metazoa; Arthropoda; Insecta; Hemiptera; Cicadellidae. The coding region runs from base 197 to 1957 and encodes 586 amino acids. Gene Ontology annotation, biological process: signal transduction. The record is from RefSeq and is a predicted model, not a curated record.